Drosophila yakuba is the source of this 1276-nucleotide messenger RNA. RefSeq lists its product as uncharacterized. The coding region runs from base 18 to 554 and encodes 178 amino acids. Lineage: Eukaryota; Metazoa; Arthropoda; Insecta; Diptera; Drosophilidae. The record is from RefSeq and is a predicted model, not a curated record. The transcript has 2 exons.
UAGUUGAAUUCAGGAAUAUGACUCUAUGGUGGAUACUAGGAUUUUUGAUCCUGUGGACAGUCUCAGUGGGCUCAAGGAAAAGCAACUAUGAAGUCCGCUUUGAGUCGAUAGAUCCCAUUGAAGGAAAUACAAAAACCCUAUUUAUAUACCAGCUACGAUUGCUCGGCAGAGAACGCAAGAUAAAUGGAACUGUUACUAUGUUAGAAGACUUGGACGAAACGUAUGAAAUUCUUUUCGAAUCCCACGCAUUUAAGAAUGGAUUUUGGGUCAAAGGAAUUGUGAAUGUCAAAAGCAAACCAUGCGAAUUUUUUGAUCGCUACUACAUUUCCUAUUUCCGUGUAUUAUCGACCGAAUCGAAUUUACCCACUACCGGUGCUGAAAUGUGUCCUUUUCGAAAGGGUGAAUAUUUUGUGAAAGAUGGCGUUGUGUCUACCGACGAUUGGCCACCCAUUGUCUUCAAAGGUCUUAACAGAUUCACGGUUUUGUAUAUGAAAAAUGGCAAAAUUUGGGGGGGAGUUGAGCUUACAGUAAGUAUAGCAGAAGCCGAUGAAUAGUUUUAAACAGAAUUUAAAAAUGUAAAACACGGCAAAAUAAAUUGCAUGGUAAUACUUUCUGCCGAAAGUAAAUUAGCUUAUAUAAAUAAAAGUAGUUUUUAAAACCAUCCAAAGAUCAAAAGUACAAUUAUUUCCUUGUGUGUGUAUGUAUAGCCAAGCCAUUUUUAUAUAUUUUUCUUACAUUUUUGAUUACAGUUUAUAGUUACAGCUAAAAUGAUUGCAUUCGAAAUUGUUUCGUUUCGUUUACACGGAGUAUGCGCAUAUAUAUAUUUAGCUAAGAAUCUCUUUUAAAUAGUAAUAGGUUCUUUAAUGGGGUUUCACAUAAAUAUUUACAUGCACAUGUGCACAUCGAAUUGUAAUAGUUAUUUAUUUAUCGUUAUAUAUCGCUUUUACGUUCCCAGUUCAGAUCCAUUUCUAAGGCUCGUCCCAAGCAACCGUCUCCAGCGUCGGAACUCAAUCUUGUAUCUAAUUGAAGAGAGAUUAUGUCGCAUUCAUCAAUUGCAAUUGCUAAUCGGCCGAUAAUUACAGCAGAUUAACAGAUGAUUGGUUAAUCAGGAAAUCAAUGACAAUUACAGCCGAAUACAAUCAACUCAACGAUCAAAACUUAAACAAAAGGCAAGCAGAAGCAUUUUGCGAUGGACAGCGACAAUUAACACAUGCACCAAUCAAUUAACACAUCUGCGACAUUUUCGAACUGCGUAACAACUAAACACUAAAAAUAA